AAAGAGAACUAAGGUCGGAGCAGCCUUUCUUCUGCACACAGCAGCUGCGAGUCACUUUCAGCGUCUUCAAGGACGGAAAAGCGAGAAACAGCAGGGCAUCUGUAGAAAACACGCCGGAUAUGGUAGCAAGACAGUUCGCUUACAAGAAUUUGUUUGGAGUUUCGCUGCAAGGUCAAAACCCUUUUGCGUUUGGUGUAAAUCGAGUGAGGUGUCUUUUUUUCGGUCUGUAAUAUAAGGAGGGGGAUGGAUGAGGCUGUGCUCUCUCUUGGGUCCCUAGACUCUGUCUUUGUGUCCAGUUCAGUGGAGCAAGGUGGCGGUAGAUGGAAACACCCUAGUGAAGACUUGGAGCGGAGUUCAAGUCCUUCAGUUCUUAGGUCCACGGCCUCAAAAUGGAAAGAAAGCCUGCUGAACCGCAAGAGGCCCUUCGUUGGAAGGUGCUGUCACUCUUGCAGUCCUCAGAGUCACGAAAAGCUUUUUAAUCCCGGCAUUCCCUCACUUGGCCUGCGCAAUGUCAUCUAUAUCAAUGAAACACAUACUAGGCACAGAGGCUGGUUGGCCAGACGACUGUGCUAUGUUCUGUUUGUUUUGGAGCGAGAUGUUCAAAAGGACAUGUUUGCCAGGAACGUGGUGGAGAAUGUGUUGAACAACAGCAGGGUCCAAAAGGCUACUGUAGACGUGGCAGAAGAAAACAGCCCAGGGGUGGAAUCCCAGCUAGAUCACAAGGCUGUUAGCAAAGUAAAGAGAAAGGCAAGAGAAAUCCUCCAGGAAAUGGUGGCCAACAUUUCACCUGCUUUUAUCAGGAUAACCGGCUGGGUGCUGUUGAAGUUGUUUAAUGGCUUCUUCUGGAGCAUUCAGAUACACAAGGGCCAGCUGGAGAUGGUGAAAAAAGCCGCGACCGAGCACAAUGUUCCAUUGGUCUUCCUACCAGUCCAUAAAUCUCAUAUAGACUACUUGCUGAUCACCUUCAUCCUCUUCUGUCAUAACAUCAAAGCACCGCACAUUGCUGCUGGGAACAACCUCAAUAUCCCUAUUUUCAGCACCUUGAUUCGCAAACUUGGCGGCUUCUUCAUACGCCGCAGGCUGGAUGAGACGCCUGGUGGAAAGAAAGAUGUCUUGUAUAGGUCACUUCUCUAUGUAUACACCGAGGAGCUGCUGAGGCAGCACCAGUUUCUGGAGAUUUUCCUGGAGGGCACUCGUUCCCGCAGUGGCAAAGCCUCCCCAGCCAGAGCAGGCCUCCUCUCCAUUGUUGUGGACAGCCUGUGCUCCGGGUCCAUCCCUGACGUUCUCAUUGUCCCUGUGGGGAUCUCCUAUGACCGAAUCAUCGAGGGAAACUACAACAGCGAACAGCUGGGAAAGCCUAAGAAGAAUGAGAGCCUGUGGGGAGUAGCGCAGGGCGUUUUCAGGAUGCUGCGCAAGAACUACGGCUGUGUUCGAGUGGACUUCACACAGCCCUUCUCAUUAAAAGAGUAUCUUGAUACUCAAAGAAGUCGACCGCUUCCUGCACCCCUGACCCUAGAGCAGAUCUUGGUUCCAACCAUCCUCUCAACACGUCCAAACCAGGUCCUGUUUGAUGAGGAGGAGGCUGAGCGGCAUAACCUCAGAGACCUGACGGAGGAACCUUGGAGACGACAAGUGAUUUCCAACUUGGCAAAGCAUGCCCUGUUCACUGCCAAUAAGUCAUCGGCUGUGAUGUCCACUCAUAUAGUCGCUUGUUUACUUUUGUACAGACACAGACAGGGAGUCUGCUUGUCGAAGCUGGUGGAGGACUUCUUUUCCAUGAAGGAGGAGGUUCUUGCUCGUGAUUUUGAUCUGGGCUUUUCAGGCAACUCUGAGGAUGUGGUCAUGCAUGCUUUGCACCUUUUUGGAAACUGUGUUAACAUCACCAGUGCCAGCCGCAACACUGAGUUCUUCAUCUCUCCCAGCACAGCUAUCCCUGCCUUAUUUGAACUAAACUUCUAUAGCAAUGGCUUGUUUCACGUUUUCAUUACUGAAGCCAUCAUUGCUUGCUGUCUCUUUGCUAUGCUGAGGGAAAAUACCACAGAAGUGGUACAGAGCACAUCAAAGAUACUGGUAAGCCAAGAAAGACUGAUCCGAAAAGCUGCUGGCCUCUCCCACUUCUUGUCUAACGAAGUGGCUGUUGCGCUGCCUUGCCAGAUGAUAUACCAGGUUUUCCAUGAAGCAGUGGGGAGAUUAAUCCAUAAUGGCACCCUUCUGGUUGCAGAGGAAGAUCAGGAAGAUCUGAGCCCCAGCCCGACAGAGGAACCCUGGCCAAAAAAAUAUCCGGAGCCUCUGUCCUGGAGGAGUGAUGAAGAGGAUGAAGAUAGUGACUUUGGAGAGGAGCAGAGAGACCGGUACCUCAAGGUGAGCUCAUUGCCGGAGCACCAGGAGUUCAUGACCUUCCUGCAGAGCAUUCUGGGUCCUGUAGUGGAGGCCUACAGUUCAGCUGCCAUCUUUGUCCACAGUUUGAGGGGCCCUGUUACAGAGAGGGAUUAUACCAACCAGCUGUUUAAGUACCUGAUAACAAGGACAGAGAAGAAAGUGGCUGCUUUUGGCGAGAGCGCCACCCACCAUCUUGUGAAAAAUACAGUGAAGACCUUUAAAGAACUUGGGGUGUUCAAAGAAAAGCGUGAAAACCAUGUGACCAUCUUGGAGCUGAGCAGUACCUUUCUACCUCAAGCUAACCGUAACAAGCUGCUGGAAUACAUCCUUCACUUCAGCGUGUUAUAAAACGAACCAUCUCCUGCACUGGCAAAGGGGCUUGUACUGGCUGUCAGACACAAGGUGCUAUUCUAGCUUUACCUGGAAGUGCCUUUAUGAAGUACUAAGAAAUAUUAGACUGUGUCAUGUACAGUUAUUAACACACAGCAAAUAUCAUGCUUUAAAUGCAAGCAAUCCUAUUAACACUGAUGCAUUCAUAGUUUGUCUUUGUGUUUAGUACAUUGGCCUGUGAAAGGCCUGUUCUGUGUUUUAUUUUUUUUUUUUUUUUUUUUUUUCUCAGCUCAGUACUUGAUAAUAACUUACUUGGUCACACACAGUCCUAAAAAUACAUACGGUUGCCUUUUGUAUAAAAAUAUGUAUAAGAAGGAACUGGGAAUACACUACAGUUAAUGUAAGGACAUUACAUUUCUCCAAGUGUGAAAGUAAAACUGGGGAUACACUGUUUAAAUUGCAGUUACAGCACAAUGCCCUUUUAAAUAAGAAGGCAGUGGUAGAUCAGAUGUAUUUGUAAAAAGAUUAUUGCAAUGUAAUCGGAUGGUUGUCUGAAAUGGAGCCUCUAAAAGCAUGUGCCUCUGGGACAAUGGAUACUUGAAUUAACAGUUCUCAUAUCUCUGAUAGAGAGAUAAUGAAUUCCCUUUUUAAUGUGUGUACCCCUUUCUGGCCUGAGUUACAUAUGCAAUUCAACACUGAGGUACAGUCAGUCAAAUUUAAGUAUUAAAAUGAAAAAAUAAAAAAACCUUAGCUAGGGUCAGACUAACAGUUGCUCUUGUGAAGAUUAACAGAGGCAACAUAUUAUUGAAACAACUUUCAGCAUUGUUUUCACACUGGUUAUAGUGGACAAGGCAUGAGAAUAUUGUUGCAGAAUACACAUUGUAAUACUUUACAGGAGAAGGAGGUGAUUAAGAGUGCUGGAGUGGCAGGCUUCAGAGCCCCGUGGUUGGGCAUGACUAUCUAGCAGAAUAGAUAGUGAUGACACUGGGGUAUCUAGCUGCCAUUGUCCUGGAUGGACAUCCUGAACUGUUUCUGUGCAUCAGAAUAGCUCUUGCUCUGUAUACAAAGCCUGCUUUUAGGAGCGCUGCACUAAAACAAACUAACACAUCAUACUGACUGCAGCAGAGCUUAGACAGAUGUACACUUCAGCAGCUGCCCGGGCCACUGUGACAUAACCUCCAAGCCUCGCAGGUGAAGUGCUGCAAAUGCUUUUUAAAACAGACACCUUCUGGUGCCAUUUUAACCAAAAGCCAUAUAACAUAAACUGUGAGAGCCUGUGUACAUACUGCUGUUUGAAUUUCAUAAGAUACAGUACGUAGAUCCUAAAAUGUUUUUAAAUUACAUGUUUUGCCAGUAUCAUGUGUUCUCUGUGUUAAGGGCAUCAAACUUGCAUCUCAAAAGUGCUGAGAAUAGUUCCUAAAUUCAAGAUGCAGUUUUUUUUGUUUGUUUUGUUUUUUGUUUGUUUUUUGGUGUAGAAGAAAGUAGGUUGUCUUGGUGUGCUUUUUGAAGGAUACACAACAGUUUUUAAUGUAUUUUCAGAAGUGCAGAUCAGUGGCUACCACUAAGGUACAUGCUUAGUAAUGACUGUAAAUUCUGUGUGUUGCAUUGUUGUCUUAAGUAUGUAAAACUGUACCAAGCUUGUUUACCUGUGUAGAAAAUCCAAUAGUCCAGUGUCUGUUGAAAAUCUUAAAUCGAGAAAAGGUACCUCUCUACUUGCUAACCCUGUUAUAUGUGAAGUCAAUGUAGGGGACAGUGCAUUCAGCUGACAUGUACAUUUGAUGUACGUGCUUUUUUUUUUUUUUUUUUUUUUUUUAAACCUACAACUAAAGUAGUUUACAGUAAAGAUAGCAAAAACCACAGAUCCCUUUUCCAUGCCAGUAUGAAAGUCACUGGAGCUAGGUAUGAGAUUGUGCACUUUCACAGAAAAACACGUUUGUAAAACUAGCCGUAAUUAAAAUGUGAGUGUGGUGAUCUGAUUUCCCGUUCAGCUUCAGUUUAAGACCGUUUAACACUUAUUGCUGGUUUGUAAUCUGCUGUGGUUUGUGUCUUGUUGUACUAAAGAUUUUUAAAACGAUAGCUCUGAUUGUUUUGUUUAGCCUCUGAUUUGAAUAUGAAUAGAGAUGACCUGAGGACAUUUUUACCCUGUGGGGCUUAUAAUAUUGCCUGUGAAAAGAUAUUGAAUUAUAUGAAAUUGCUUUGAGAAGCAAGAGCUCAUUAUUGAAACUUUUAAAAUUAAAUAAAAAAAUGUGAAUGUCAUUACUCUGUAAUAAUGCAAUAAUCAUAACUGCAGGAAUAUUUAUUGGGUCAAUACGUUUUUUUUAUGCAUGC
This is a messenger RNA of Polyodon spathula (Mississippi paddlefish), 5037 nucleotides long. It is a transcript of the gene gpam, whose product is annotated as glycerol-3-phosphate acyltransferase, mitochondrial. Gene Ontology annotation, cellular component: mitochondrial membrane; plasma membrane. The record is from RefSeq and is a predicted model, not a curated record. Gene Ontology annotation, biological process: phospholipid biosynthetic process. Gene Ontology annotation, molecular function: glycerol-3-phosphate O-acyltransferase activity. Bases 244 to 2727 code for a protein of 827 amino acids. Lineage: Eukaryota; Metazoa; Chordata; Actinopteri; Acipenseriformes; Polyodontidae. The transcript is spliced from 22 exons.